CAGUACCGCGGGAUGCAAUCGGGACCUCCUUCUGGGCAGGGCCGGGGGCGGGCACCCGGGUCGAGGUCUCCGGGAGCCUUCGGGCUACCUUCGAGCCGAGGCGGCUUCACGGGCGAACGCCCCUCUCGCCAUGGGGGAGGUGGAGAUCUCAGCCCGGGCCUACGUGAAGAUGUGCCUGCACGCCGCCCGGUACCCGCACGCUGCUGUCAACGGGCUGUUGCUGGCGCCGGCGCCGCGGACCGGGGAAUGUCUGUGCCUCACAGACUGUGUGCCCCUAUUCCACAGCCACCUGGCCCUGUCCGUCAUGCUGGAGGUCGCCCUCAACCAGGUGGAUGUGUGGGGUGCACAGGGCGGUCUGGUGGUGGCUGGGUACUACCAUGCCAAUGCAGCUCUGGACGACCAGAGGAGCAGAGUCUGUACAUCUGGCACUAUGCUGGGUACUGGAGUGAGGAAAUACAAUGAUGACCCUGGGCCCCUGGCCUUGAAAAUUGCUGGGCGAAUUGCAGAAUUCUUCCCUGAUGCAGUACUCAUCAUGCUGGAUAAUCAGAAACUGGUGCCUCAACCUCGUGUGCCCCCAGUCAUUGUCCUGGAGAACCAUGGUCUCCGCUGGGCCCCCAAAGACAAGAACUUAGUGAUGUGGAGGGACUGGGAAGAGUCGCGGCAGAUGGUAGGAGCACUUCUGGAGGGCCGGGCCCACCAGCACCUUGUGGACUUUGACUCACACCUUGAUGACAUCCGGCAGGACUGGACCAACCAGCAGCUGAAUACCCAAAUCACCCAGUGGAUUGAUCCCACUAAUGAAAAUGCUUGA
This is a messenger RNA of Loxodonta africana (African savanna elephant), 811 nucleotides long. It is a transcript of the gene EMC9, whose product is annotated as ER membrane protein complex subunit 9. NCBI's taxonomy places the organism in Eukaryota, Metazoa, Chordata, Mammalia, Proboscidea, Elephantidae. The transcript is spliced from 7 exons. The coding region runs from base 131 to 811 and encodes 226 amino acids. The record is from RefSeq and is a predicted model, not a curated record. Gene Ontology annotation, cellular component: EMC complex.